Molecule: messenger RNA, 867 nt
Organism: Verticillium alfalfae VaMs.102
Lineage: Eukaryota; Fungi; Ascomycota; Sordariomycetes; Glomerellales; Plectosphaerellaceae
Exons: 2
Coding region: 1-867 (288 amino acids)
Source: RefSeq, a predicted model, not a curated record
AUGGAUCACGCGCCUUUCUGCGCCCCAGAGAAGGAUGGCGAGCUCUUUGUCGGCAAGACCUACUAUGUCACCUGGGAUGCCACGGCGCCCGUCCUCAAGAGCAACACGAGCGAAAAGGUCUGGAUCCACCUCGUCGGCUACUACAUCAACAGCACGACGGGCGAGAUCGACGAGACUGAGGACCCCAUCUUCAACCCCAACAAGAAGCACGUCAAGCCCGCCAAGCACGGCUUCUACCCCUGGCACGUCGGCGGCAACACCAUCCCCCGCGGCGAGCAGAACGCCACGAUCCAGCUGCGCAUCCAGCGCCACAUUGACGACGAGUACGUCGGCCCUGACGUCGUCGGCCAGACCGUAUUCGUGCGCCGCCAGGACAGGCCCCCGCACCGCGACUCCAGGCCCCCGGGCGACAAGGAGCUGUACAUUGCGCUGCCCAUCGUCGGUGCCGGCCUCCUCUUCAUCCUCGGCGGUCUGUUCUGGUACAACAGGCGAAGCCGCCGCGUCCGGCCUCGGCAACGUGUCGAGUCGCUCGGGUUCGAGAAAGCGCAAGUCGCGGGGCCGCCAAGCUGCUGUCAAGAUGCACGGCGGCAGCGCCCAAGGCGUCUGGGUCUGGCGGUCGCGGCAAGAACAGGGGAGAGAAUGCCUUUGACGGCGAGAACAUGGAGCUCAUGGGUGGCCACGACCGGGACUCGAGCCCCGACUCGGAUGGCGGCUGGGACGCGAAGCGCUUCGCGGGAGGAUCGGGGACGCGCUUCAUGGAUGAUAGGAAGCAGAGGAAGAGGGCGUGAACUGCAGGUGCGGCUUGAAUGCAAAAGUCAUCUUUUCCGCCUCAUCUUUCUCGUGUCAAGUGCAAGACCUGUGUCUUGA